CGAGCUAGAGAAAACGUUAAAUAUUUUUAUUUAAUAAAUUAAAAAAAAUAAUAAUAAUUAUAUUAAACUUUAAAAAAUAAUUUUGUGAAUAAUAUAAAAAAGAAAAGAAAAUUCUAAGAAAAAUAUAAAACAUUUAAAAAUUUAAUAAUGGAAAAUCAAACAAUGAUUUUUACCAACAGUCCCUAUAACACACCACCUAUAACGUCGUUAUAUGCAUCAUAUCAUACCCCGCCAUAUACAUUCAACUACAGUGCUUGGCCAGAGGCGGUAUAUCAGCCCUUUAGUAUGAACGAGGAUGUUUUACAAAUGCAACAACAGUUGAGAUUCCCCACACCUCCCAUAACCCCUCCCAGAGGCUUUAGUAAUACAACUGCUUCGCCACCUGCUAAAGAAUUGCCUGAACAUCAGCAUAAAACCCAACAACAACGCACUCAAUCGGUUAUUAUGAAAGUUGGUCAUGAUCAAAAUCCCCAAUAUUUGCCAGCCGAUCUUUCUUAUGACAACUUAGAAGAGGAUAACAAACAUACUAAUUCUGGACUUAAUAAUCACAAUCUUCAUCACCACCACCAAACCCAUGACCAACAACAACAACAGCAACAACAAUUACACAAUGACACCCCUAGCAGUGGAACUUCAUCGCCAACCUCACACAACGAAUUUAUAUGCGAUUGGAUAGAUUGUGGCAGAUACUUUGAUAGUCUAGAAUUAUUAGCUCACCAUGUAACUUUAAUACACGCAGUGGCCUCAUUAACGGAUGGCCUCUACUAUUGCCGCUGGUCGGGAUGUCAACGUACCGAAAGGGGUUUUAAUGCUCGUUACAAAAUGUUAGUUCAUGUACGUACCCAUACCAAGGAAAAGCCUCACCAGUGCCAUUUGUGUGACAAACGUUUUUCUAGAGCUGAAAAUCUUAAGAUACAUAUACGUUCGCACUCUGGUGAGAAACCCUACAUUUGCACUUUUGAAGGUUGCAACAAAGCCUACUCAAACUCCUCGGACCGUUUUAAACAUACACGUACACACUCUAUGGAAAAACCUUACAUGUGCAAAGUUCCAGGCUGCCAAAAACGCUACACAGAUCCUUCAUCGUUACGUAAGCAUGUGAAAACUUUUAAGCAUUCUGUGCAAAUUGUAGAUUUCAAGGCUACUGCUCAUGCCCAACAAUCAAUAUCACACAACAAUGUAGAAGAAGAAUCUCGUCUGUCAUCCCUGGAAGCAGGACAUAAAUAUCCCUCCUAUCUCAUGUUACCAAAUGCAGUAACAGCUACCACAAAUCAGGAUACAUUUUGUAUGGCUAUGGAAGAAAUGUGUCACAUAAAAGCAACCCUUAAUUGUUUCUCUGCACCAAACUCGGCUCCAGUCGACCAAGAAUCCUAUUGGUUACACGAAGAACACGAAUUUAAAGACUCCCUCCACUAUCAACAUCAUCAUAAUCCAACUGCGUAUCAGCAAACUGCUGAUUACAGUUUGCAAUUAGAUUUAACUACAGAUAAACCUCUCGACCUUAGAGUCAAACGUUGUUGAGUGUAGCGGUCUUAUGCGUUCAAUCAAAAGUUUUAAGAGUAUUAUUAAGAAUUUUGCAUACAUAUAAUAUGAGCCAUAUUAAAUUCUAGUCUGACUUUAGUCUUCCUACUUAGUUUUAUUAUAAUUUUUUGUUUUCUUAAAAAUAAAAACAUUUUUUUAUUAUUAUUUUAAGUAUAA
This is a messenger RNA of Lucilia cuprina (Australian sheep blowfly), 1698 nucleotides long. RefSeq names its product zinc finger protein GLIS2 homolog. The coding region runs from base 148 to 1521 and encodes 457 amino acids. Gene Ontology annotation, molecular function: RNA polymerase II cis-regulatory region sequence-specific DNA binding; DNA-binding transcription factor activity, RNA polymerase II-specific. NCBI's taxonomy places the organism in Eukaryota, Metazoa, Arthropoda, Insecta, Diptera, Calliphoridae. Gene Ontology annotation, biological process: regulation of transcription by RNA polymerase II; smoothened signaling pathway. The transcript is spliced from 2 exons. The record is from RefSeq and is a predicted model, not a curated record. Gene Ontology annotation, cellular component: nucleus.